Peronospora belbahrii is the source of this 1791-nucleotide messenger RNA. NCBI's taxonomy places the organism in Eukaryota, Oomycota, Peronosporomycetes, Peronosporales, Peronosporaceae. The record is from the annotation of a GenBank genome assembly.
AUGCAAUUACUAGAGACGUGGGCAAUGAUGCAGUUAGAAGCAUUAGGUGUAGAUACUGUGUUUGCACCAUAUAUUGUAGGUAUGCUACCAUCCGAUGGACGUAUCGAUGAGAACGUACAAGACGCCAAGUUUAAUAUUCACCAGGUGCUUAUGGGCUGGUUGGCGCCAGAAGAUGAAGAACGGGCACGGAAGUUUGUGGACGAGCUUGUCAAGUUUGCUAAUAAUCCAAGGCAGCUCACGGACGUGGUGAUGGUAUUGACGAGGCAAAAAAGUAGCGAGGACAAGCAGAGUGAGAACGAUAUUAAUCAAAUAACAAUGGAUCAUGGUGAAGAGCUUAAAGCCUCAGCACCUACUUUUGUACCUCGCAUGUAUCUGUCACCCAUGGUGGCGGAGUUCCACCCGACGGGACGUCUAAAGGUUGAGUUUGGUAAAAUACAAUCAGCGUUACCUUCUCCAUCUCAUUUGCAUAGCAAUGACGUAUAUGAAAAAGAGAAGGAGGAGGUAAAUGAAGAAGAGAAAAGUGAAGAAAAAGAAGACAGUGCGGUGAUGCAAAAUGAAGACAGCUUUUUCUGGUCUGUGGCCUACGAGCUGGUGAGCCAUUUGCAACUCAAAUUCCCUGAUGUUGACCCCAAUCGACUGUGCGACCUCCUGCGGCUUGUAGGACUGGAUGUGGAUAAGGGACAUGCCGUGCUGAAGGCGACGAUCGAGCGCGAGUUGCUUGGUCCUGGCCAAGUGUGCCGUCAUUACUUGCAGGGCGAGUGUCGUCGCGCGGACUGCAUGUUUCUGCACGACACGGACAAGAUCACGUGCCGCUUCUGGCUGCGUGGCACGUGCUUGCAAGCGCAGCAGUGCGUUUUUGCACACGAUUUUUGCGAAUACUACUCAAUGGACGAUGACACGUUGGGCCAGCGUGAUUACGACAGCGAAGACGAGAUGGACCAGAACAGCGCGCCUUUGGAUGUCCAAGCCGAGGAUAUGUUUCCGUCUCUUCAGAGUACCGCGAGAGUGUCUUUCGCUCCACCGCUACUACCGCAAAGACGGAGCAACGCGUUGCUGACAGACGCUGCUACUAAUACGUACACAAGGACGGAUGAUAUAGUGGCAAAUCGUAGCAUGAACUUUGCUCGCGCUGUGGCAUUACAUCCAAAACCUGCAGCACUCACAUAUUCUUCUUCUGGUAAUGGUAGUUAUGGAAUGGAUCCGUCACGAAGAAUGCCAACUCCACCUCCUGUGUGUCGCUCGCUGUAUCACAAGGCCGGGAGCGGUGAGGGCAUUGGUACUAAGUGGGUUUCUACGGGCCAGGCUGUGGCGACACAGUACCUAGAGCUGCGUGAGCAGGCCUAUGAAAUGGCUUGCGCGCGCAAUAAAUGCUUUAUGGGUGCUACACAGGCAUACCGAAAUGGUAACAAAGCGCUGGCUAAGGGACUGUCAAAACAAGGGCACGAAUACAAUGCUAAGAUGAAGCACUUUCAUUUUCUGGCAGCGUCGGAAAUAUUUGAGUCGCGUAACCCGCCCAACCAACUGUAUAUGGAUCGACUGAUGGACUUACACGGACUGCAUGUAGCUGAAGCUGUCGAGUUUCUUACACAAAUGUUGCCUAAGCUUGCAGACGAAGGUGUGGAUAAAAUUUACGUGAUCACAGGCUCAGGGCAUCAUUCAAAGGGCCCGAACGGUAAUGUUCGUCUGCUACCGGCAGUUGAGCGUUUUCUAGUUGGUGAAGGUUAUCAGUUUACACCUGUAGCGGACGGUGCAGGCUUUGUGGGGAUGCUGCUCGUAGACUUGCAGUGGUGA